AUGGGCCACUCGAUCACCGACGAAGCUGGCAGAAGAUCGGAAUACUCGUUGAAAUCGAGGGGGGUCAUCGAGAACCCCAAUUCCGACGGCCGCAACGUCGAAUGGCCGCCUCGCAAGAGCUUGCCGGCGGAGAUCGCUCAGACGGCGAAGGAAAUCUUUUUUCCCGACGAUCCCUUGCGACCCUGCAAAGGCCAGCCGAGGUCGAAGCAACUCUUGCUUUUCCUCCGGUACUUGUUUCCCAUUUUCGAGUGGUCGAGAGGCUACAACUUAACCAAGUUCAAGGGAGAUGCGAUCGCCGGAUUGACCAUUGCGAGCCUCUGCAUACCUCAGGACAUUGCUUAUGCUAAACUUGCAAACUUGGAGCCACAAUAUGCAUUGUGUAAGUACACAGCGUUGCUUACUACUACGAUCGAUGGAACCUCGUAA
Zingiber officinale is the source of this 426-nucleotide messenger RNA. RefSeq names its product sulfate transporter 1.2-like. The record is from RefSeq and is a predicted model, not a curated record. Gene Ontology annotation, biological process: transmembrane transport. NCBI's taxonomy places the organism in Eukaryota, Viridiplantae, Streptophyta, Magnoliopsida, Zingiberales, Zingiberaceae. The transcript has 2 exons. Gene Ontology annotation, cellular component: membrane. The coding region runs from base 1 to 426 and encodes 141 amino acids.